UUUCAAACAUCAUGCCUCCCACUAUUAUCAACCUUUCUCUUACAAUCUCCUGUGUAACGUCCAAAUCCAAAUCAUAGUACUCUAUAUUUAGGAACAAAAGUCAUUCACCUCUCUCAUUUUCCACCCCUUCAACUUCAGACCACUCAAUCCCUCCUCCAAUUCAAGAAUUUCCACCCAAAAAUCAAGGGGAUUUGAUAACCCCCCCCCCCCCCUCUUUUCUUUUCCUUUUUUCUCCCAACAUCCAUUUCCUCUUCAAAGCACCAAUUUGUUCCUUUUUCCCAGAAUAUCUCCUCUUCUCCUUCUCAUUAUUGGUUUCUAAUCCACAGCAAGAAACUGUAGAGAGAUCUGUCCUUUUUCCUUUCCUCUGAUGGUCAGAUUUGGAAAAUUUGGGUUGUUCAAAGAAGAGAAUUGGCCUUUCAAAGAAGAACUUAAAUGCAAAACUCAAAUGUGGGUUUUUUGUGGUAUGUUUUCAUGAUUUCCUUUUCCUUAUCAAAUCCUUAGAUACCCAUCUCCAAAAGGAACCAAAAUUUAUAUUUUCAUCAUCAAAUUUCAAGUUUUUCAAGCCUUCAUAGUUGACCAUUUCAUGGUUUCACCCCUUUGCGGAUUUCCAAUUUGACACUUCCCCAAAUUUGUUCAUCCCCCUAUAUCUUGAACAAUGUACAAAACCCAGAGCAGAAGAGACCUGCCCUUGGAAUUUCAGGCCCACAUCCCCAUAUUGAGGCCAAGCAUUCAUGCCAGAAGGGCAAACUUGACUGUAAAAUUCCAAGAUCUUUAUGGGUUUACUGUAGAAGGCAAUGUUGAUGAUGUUAACAUAUUGAAUGAGGUUCGAGAAAAGGUGAGGCAACAGGGUAGGGUUUGGUGGGCAUUAGAAGCCAGCAAAGGGGCCAAUUGGUAUUUGCAAACUCAGGAUUUACAAGCCCUUAAAUCUUCUCAAAUAUUUUCAGCUUUAGGUAAUGCAAUUACCCUCAAAAAACUCAUUAGGAAAGGGAUUCCACCAGUUUUAAGGCCUAAGGUGUGGUUUUCGCUGUCCGGGGCGGCUAAGAAGAAGUCUACCGUGCCGGAGAGCUAUUACGAUGAUUUGAGUAAGGCUGUUGAGGGUAAGGUCACACCGGCAACGCAUCAGAUCGAUCAUGAUUUAAACCGAACUUUUCCGGGUCACCCAUGGUUGGACACUCCAGAGGGUCAUGCCACUCUUAAACGUGUUCUUGUGGCAUAUUCUUUCCGUGAUUCUGAUGUUGGUUAUUGUCAGGGUUUAAAUUAUGUUGCAGCACUGUUGCUGCUUGUGAUGAAAACGGAAGAAGAUGCCUUUUGGAUGCUAGCUGUUCUCCUGGAAAAUGUCUUGGUUCGUGAUUGCUACAACACUAAUUUAUCAGGGUGCCAUGUUGAGCAAAGGGUUUUUAAAGAUCUUCUAGUUAAAAAAUGCCCAAGGAUUGCCGCUCAUUUGGAAGAUUUGGAGUUUGAUGUCUCCCUUGUCGCCACUGAGUGGUUCCUGUGCCUCUUUUCUAAAAGCUUGCCUUCAGAGACAACUUUGAGAGUGUGGGAUGUACUUUUCUAUGAAGGAGCGAAGGUUCUGUUUCAUGUAGCUUUGGCUAUUUUCAAGAUGAAGGAAGAAGAGUUGCUCACGGCUAAUCAUGUCGGGGAGGUAAUUAAUAUAUUGCAGAAGACCACUCAUGACCUCUUUGAUCCUGAUGAAUUAUUGACGGUUGCUUUCGAUAAGAUUGGCUCGAUGACAACCACAACUAUAUCGAAGCAAAGGAAGAAGCAAGAACCGGCAGUCAUGGCGGAGCUUGAUCAGAGAUUAAGACGGUUAAAUUCAUUGCAGGAAGAUUACAAUUAGUUGGAGAACUGUAAUAUCUCACACGUCGUACUUUUCCCUCCCUCUCUGAAAGGAACCUGAGCAAGAGAGUACCUCUUGUUUGGUGUUGUAUGUAGCAAAUGUAAAUUUUCCAUGGUUCAUGUUGCCGUUAAAUCGCAGUGGUAUCGGACAUCGCUCUUGCUUGUGCUCUUUUCACUGUAAUGCUAAAUCCAUCUUGAAAACUACAGCAAUACUCGGUUGAUUGUGAACCCCGAGUGUUUUGAGCAAAUUUCCCAGCUUUCUAAA
Rhododendron vialii is the source of this 2101-nucleotide messenger RNA. RefSeq lists its product as uncharacterized. NCBI's taxonomy places the organism in Eukaryota, Viridiplantae, Streptophyta, Magnoliopsida, Ericales, Ericaceae. Bases 656 to 1837 code for a protein of 393 amino acids. The record is from RefSeq and is a predicted model, not a curated record. The transcript is spliced from 7 exons.